GUCAGUUUCUAAUUCAUCACAUCUUUUCAUCACUUUUCAUGUGUUUUCAAAGUUUUCUCUCAUAAAUCAUUUAAUAAUACAUUUAUUAAUCACACAAAAUGAUCCUUUUGCUAUUAUUUAUUAUUCCAAUCGUUUGUUCAGCAAAAAGCAGUCAAAAUGAUUUGAUUUCAUUGGAAACUGCAUAUCAAAGGCCACAAUACGAACCACCGACUGGUUAUUAUAGCAGUCCCGGAGCCGUCCCAUACGCUGGCUAUGAAGAGCCACAACUGGAAUACAUCAGUCAUCCCUAUCCGGCACACGAAACGCCAAAAAGUGAAUACAUUUCCAACUAUUAUAAAAGUGCACCAAAAAGGAUGCCCUCAUAUCCACCGCCUGAGUACUCGCCCGCCAACGCAUACCCGCCGCCGGCCUCUAUCUAUGGCUACAGCGCUCCUCCACCGCCGCCACCCAAACCAUAUGAUUCAUAUAAACCACAAAAAUAUUCAUAUCAGAUGCCAUUAUAUCCACGAGAAUAUAUGAAAUACAAGCCCAACAAAAAGCACUACAAACCCACUCAUCCGAUGCCUCCUAAUCCUCAUCCGUCUAUUAUGUAUCCAAUUGACGACUACUAUGAAUAUAAAAAACCCCAACCCUAUAGCCACCCGCCCCCACCUCCGCCAUCACCGCCGAUGUCCAAACACGCGUACGUCUAUCCAUACAAACCCGAACCUCAAUAUCAGCCCCAGUAUAACAGCUACAGCACAACGAAAGCCUACCCUCCCAUGACUUAUUCAGAUCAUCCAAAACACUCUUAUAGUCCC
Molecule: messenger RNA, 800 nt
Organism: Medioppia subpectinata
Lineage: Eukaryota; Metazoa; Arthropoda; Arachnida; Sarcoptiformes; Oppiidae
Source: the annotation of a GenBank genome assembly